AGAGGGAGAGAGAGAGAGAGAGAGAGAGAGAGAGAGAGAGAGAGAGAGGAAUUCAGUCCUGUUUAAAUGGAAAUCUAGAGCGCAGAGAGGAAAAAGAACGCAGAUAGAGAAACCAAGAAAGAGAGCAGAUCAACAACAAAAAAAGUGGAGACAGAUUUAUUUUACGCAUGGGGAAGAAAAAAACAGCAAACGAGUAGAAGAAGGAAAGGAGGGAAAAAAAGGCAUCAGAUUUGUUUUUCCACUAAAUGUGGCUUUUUUCACUCUCAUGAUUCAAAGAGGAUUCCAGUUGAAUUGAGCCGCUCGGGAGGGAUUGAUGGUGUCUUUUCGGGGAAGCAGAGCCGAGGGGAGGAAUCUGAAUGCGCUCGGCUGAACCAUGCCAGCCCUGUGGAUCAUAACUUUGGCCAUCACUUUUAACCAAGUGUGGUGCAUUCACUUCUCUCAGGAGCCGGCGGACCAGUCGGUGGUACUGGGAGAACAGGUGGUGUUGUCCUGCGUGGUCUUCAACUACAGCGGCAUCGUCCAGUGGACCAAGGACGGCCUGGCCCUCGGCGUCGGAGAGGGUCUCCGAGCCUGGCCUAGGUACCGUGUGCUGCGGGCUCUGGACACCGGCCAGUACAACUUGGAGAUCUCCAAUGCAGAGCUUUCCGAUGACUCUCUGUACGAGUGUCAGGCCACAGAGGCUGCCCUGCGCUCCAGGAGGGCCAAACUCAACGUACUCAUCCCCCCUGAGGACCCGGUGGUGGAUGGAUCCCCGGAGCUCCUGCUGAUGGCUGGGACUCCAUUCAACCUGACCUGUGUGACCCGCGGGGCCAAGCCUGCAGCACACAUCCAGUGGACCAAGGAUGGAGUCCCUGUGGAGGGGGCCUACCAGUCAACGGAAGUGCUACCGGACAGGAAGAGGGUGACGACCAGGAGCUACUUGCACAUCAUACCUGUCGACAAAGACAGCAGCAGCAAUUUCACCUGUGUGGCCAGCAAUCCGGCGGUGCCGAUGGGCAAACGAGCCACUGUUACCCUCAACGUGCACCACCCUCCUACGGUGACCCUGUCCAUCGAGCCUCGCUCCGUCCUGGAGGGCGAGAGAGUGACCUUCACCUGCCAGGCCACUGGCAACCCUCCCAUCAUCGGCUUCAGGUGGGCCAAAGGGGGCGUGCUGCUGGAGGGGGCCAGGGAAAGUGUGUUCGUCACCACGGCAGAUCACUCCUUCUUCACCGAGCCCGUGUCCUGUCAGGUUUUCAACGUCGUGGGAAGCACCAACGUCAGCAUCCUGGUGGACGUGCACUUUGGCCCAAUACUGGUAGUGGAGCCCAGGCCAGUUACUGUAGAUGUGGACUCUGACGUCGCUCUGAACUGCAAGUGGUCUGGAAACCCCCCACUCACCCUCACCUGGACCAAGAAGGGCUCCAGCAUGGUGCUCAGCAACAACAACCAGCUGUAUCUGAAGUCUGUGAGCCAGGCCGAUGCAGGCCAGUAUGUCUGCAAGGCCAUUGUGCCGCGGAUUGGAGUGGGAGAGACUGAGGUUACACUCACUGUCAACGGCCCCCCCAUCAUCUCCAGUGAUCCAGUCCAGUACGCUGUCAGAGGGCAAAGAGGAGAGAUCAAGUGUUACAUCGCGAGCACCCCCCCACCUGAUAAGAUCGUUUGGGCGUGGAAGGAGAACGUGUGGGAGAAGGAGAAGGGCACUCUGAUGGAGAGGUACACUGUGGAGCAGAGUAAGCCUCCAUCCCAGGGCGGGGCCGUCCUCUCCACCCUCACCAUCAACAACGUGAUGGAGUCUGACUUCCACUCGCCCUACAACUGCACCGCCUGGAACUCCUUCGGACCCGGCACCAUGAUCAUCACCCUGGAGGAGAGGGAUACUGUUCCAGUGGGAAUUAUCGCUGGUGGUACGGUGGGCUCCUCCAUUCUGCUGCUUUUGUUUCUAAUGGCGCUGGCCUUCCUCUUCUACCGCCAACGCAAAGGCAGUCGCCGGGGUGUCACACUCGGUAAGCCAGACAUCAAGGUAGAGACGGUCAACAAAGAGACCCACAGCCUGGAGGAGGAGGCGGCCGACGUCUCCACGGCAACCCGGAUGGUCAAGGCCAUGUACUCCUUUCUGCCCUCUGUUUCCCUCUCUCCCUCCACUCAGCCGUUCAAAGACGACAUGGACCUGAAGCAGGACAUCAGGAGCGAGGGCGACACCAGGGAGGAGUACGAGCUCAAGGAUCCAACCAACGGUUACUACAACGUCCGAGCCACCACCCAUGACGAGGCGCGCCCCCAGUCCCGUGCCAUCCACUACCAGGGCGAGUUCCGCUCCCCAAAUCCAAACAGCGGGCCAGCCGGGGCAUCUUCCAGCGGAGCCCCAGCUGGUGCCAGCGGUGCCGUUCCCCCCAGUGCAGUGCCAGGCUCAAGGGCAGGCUGCUACGACCCACGCCCACCUUCCAGGAUGUCCCAUGCCACCUACGCCCAGUUCAAUACCUUCACCAGGGUGGCGCAGAGCCAGCAAGCACCUCCCAAUCCAGCUCUUCAAUCGCCUGGAGAUUAUCCCGGAGACUGCGGUCUGCUGGACAGCACCACCCAGCUGACCUAUGACAACUACGGAUACCCCUCCCAGUAUCCCAGCUACCGCAUGGGCUUUGCUCCACCCAUAGAGGAAGGGCCAUCCUAUGAGAUGUAUCCAACAGGACAAGGACCAGGGCCAGGGCCAGGGCCGGGGCCAGGGCCGGGGCUGGGACCAGGACCAGGACAACAAAGUCCUGAAACAGGACUAGGGCAGUAUGGAACCUCCACCCGCUUCUCAUAUUCAUCUCCCCCCUCUGACUAUUCCCAAAGACACACGCAGCGGAUGCAGACUCAUGUUUGAGAAACACACAUUCACACACUUUGACUUGCUUUUUUUUUUCAGCUGCAGUACUUAUCACACAUUAAACAAAAACAUAGAUGUAAAAAAAAAAAUACAUUCAAGAAUCCAUGUUCCAGUGCAUGGAAUUUGGUUCAUUUUCUGAACCAAUGAAACACCACAGCAACAACUCACAGCAGUUAGCAGCAUCAUGUAUAAUACAGUUAGCAGCAAUACACACGUACAUACAACACACAUUUGCGCAGACCUACUGUUGCUUGCAGUUUUUUUGCUCCAACAAAAGCAACAGCGAGAGCCACAAUCAAGACAAAAGAGACAAAAAAAAGAAGAAGCGCACUUUGAAGACGAGAAGAAGAAAAACACCAGAAGCUUAAGGAGGAGCUGCAGAGGAACCUUUUUCUUCCUGCAGUCGUCACCCUGCUCUAUGAUCAUCUCCCUGCAUCGCAUCUUCCUCCCACCCCAUCUCUGUAAAUAAGUGCAAAUGGAGAUUUGGGUCAUUUUAAAGUUAUUUCCUUGUACAAACCUAUACAGUGUGAUGCAGUACAUUGAACCUCCCUGCAAUCCACUCCCUUUUUGCAUUUUCUGACUCUCAAAUAAUGGAAAAAACACACAGAUCUUUAAAGACUUGUUUGUUUCGAUGUAUUGCAGCAACGGGGCAGCUUGGACUAUAUAUAUUUGGCACUUUUUCAUCCCUUUUCCUCACUCAAACCUGCCCAGUGGCCAUUUCUUUACAAGAUGGGUCAGUUAGUGACCAGAGUGCCAAUGCUGUUGUGCCAACACACACAAACUAUUACUGUAAGGUGGGUCUUUUGUAAAGAGUGGACAACAAGAUGGUCUGGACAAUGAGGUUUUGUACGUGCCACAUCUUACAGGAAAGGAAAGGAGUGGUAGCAAGUGUCUCUAUAUGCUCAUUCUUCUCCUCAUCAGUCAUUUUUAAUCAUCAUGAUGCAUUUCUAUUCUUAACAUUUCACUCGAGGUCAAUGCUGUGUACAGUAUUUGUGAAAUGAGGUGUGGCAGGAGCGCUUUUUUCAUUCAAUGAAUUUCUGCAAUUUGUACAAAAAGAUACCUCCCCUACCCUCAAGUGUCAAAAAGUAAUUGUUUCUCUCACUUGCACAGUAGACUAGUUUUUCUUUUCCAUAUUUAUACCGAAACGUAUGAAAAAAAAAAUGGCAUUCAGAAACAUUUUAUAAUAUUUUUAUAAGGAGUUGUGGACCAAAGGUUCAGCGUUUUGGGUGAAACUCACUUUUUAAUGUGUAUGUGGUGAAGUGAACGUUAUUGGAAACGUUUUGAGUUUCUUUAAGAAGCGACGGAUGGUGUUUUUAAAGUGAAUGUUGUAGACUUAAAUUAGAACAUUCAAAGAGCUUCAUUCCAAAAUGAUAAAUAUCCAGCGAGGGCAAAUCCGUUUGGUGGAUAUCUCUGUUUGGUGUGAAACUCUUUCAUUGACUUCCAGCCUUCUGACUGGACUGCCUUUUUCAAUACGUCGACGACAUUCAAAGUGAUGGAUGGAGAACCAGCAGUUGCUCACUUUGAGCUGUGCUGUGAACUUUGUAAGCAAAGGUUCAAGUGUAGUCUAACAUAUCAAAAUGAAGGUACAGAUGGUUCUAUCUAGCUCAUAUGGUACUUUGUACAUUUCUAUGUAGUACUGGUUUGUUCACUGCAACGGACAAUUUGGUGGUAUUUUAUGUUUAUGAGAUUUUUUUCGAUUAUAUUGUGUCAGCUUUGGUACAUGUGAUUGGCCUUUAAUGAUCAGUGUUUAAAAUGUCACUACUAACCUCGAACCUCUACUGAUACAGCUACUGUACUAAGUCCCAUGUUUAAAUGGAUCUCUACCGCCCCACUGCCAAAUUAUUUUCCCCCGUGAGAGAAAAUCAAAUGUGUCUGUCUGGUAAGAUCUUACAGUGUCUGCAACAGUAGUUUUGCUUACUUACCCAACACCAACUAAGUCCAAAUUCCCACUAUGAUCAGCUUACAAAAGGCUUACAAAAGCAGUGUGGGUUGUACCUGUCUACUCAGUGCAGCUGCAAAGUUGGAACCGUCAAAAAAUGUCUUGCUUGAUAGUAAUGUCUCGAAGAGUUAUUAUAAGUAAGAAGUUAUAAAAAAAAAAAAAGAAAGCCUUCUAAAAAAAGUUGUUUCAAUGGCAACUAUGGAUGCAAUCAUUGAGCCAGCACCGGUUUGAAGACAUUUAUUCGACAGUUGUACAGAACCAAAAGCUUUGAAUGAAUGUUGUAUUCUCUGCGUAGACAAAAGAAGUUCAGGUGACAAAAUCACACAACUUUCGAUUGGCUGUUGAACACUGAGCACAGUUUUGGCCAACUUAUGCGAGAUAUUUCCUUGGACGUUCCCCUCUACAGGAAUUCAUUUGACUUCCACCCCCUUAAUAAUAAUGUUGCUCGCAGUGUGAACACAGAACUGAAAACAUUUGUCCAAAGCAGCAACCCGUUCUUACUGUAAGUAACAUCAGUGAAAGACAGUUGGCACACAAAAGGCCCCCCCCCCCCCCUCCCCGGUUGUAGAAUUAGUUCAUGUUUGCACACUGAGCUUUGCCAGUAAGAUUGGCUUGCACUCUCCAUCGUACCAUCGCACAACUUCACCUGUUACGGUGACAAUCAGUGUUGAUUAGACUCCACAUCUGUGGCAGCAAUCUUUACUUCAUACUGAGCUGGGAAUUAUAAGGUUCCAUCUCUAAUGUUCUUCAGUUAGGGACUUUAAAUAAUACAUGACUUUUUUAAACUUGUUUUGGCGACCCCAAGGUAUUGCUUCGACUUUGUCUUGAUGUUUUACCUUUGCUUAAGGGCACAUGUGCUUUACUGAAUAGUCAAAGUAAAGAGGGACUGUAUGAAGAGUCACGCACUUGUAUCUCUAGCAUACAAUUUUAAGCAGUUAAAAAUGAUAGCAGAUGAGACGGUGCUUUACAAAAGACCUGAGGCUGCGAAGUGAAGCCAGACAUUUCAGCACCUCCAGAGGUAAUCAUUGAGUCUUUAUACUUAUCAGCCAUCCUAUCAACCCUUCACAGAUACAGUAUAUUAUGGUAAUUCUGUGCCGAGGGGCAGUAAAAAUGGUAUUUAUUGCCCCUAUUUGGAACAAACACUUUCAGAAAGGAAUCGGCAGCCACGCCAUUUCUAAUUACAAUAUCAGAUGGAACCCUGUAGCUGCAAGGUCACUAUGUAAACCGUUUCAGUAGUUAUAGAGAGAAGAACGGCAGAUGGAGCACCCUUUUAAAUUUAUAUGGUUAUCGCAGCCUUGGUGCUGCAUACUAUUACCUCUUUACAACCUUUUUACAGAGUUGUAGCUGUGCAGUAUUUUGCAUCGACUUGAAAUGUCCUUAUGACCUUGUGUAGAAUGAGUACACAUGACACGGAGGAGGUACAAAUACACAGCCAGGCCAUUAGUCAUUACCUCUUAACUACUUACAGUCUACUGACAGUGGGGACAUAUACUGUACAUAAAAGACACCCUGGAUGCCAACAAAAUGCAAAACAGAUGUUUAGAUUUUGUUCGGUGAUGAAAAAAUAUGCAGUUUAGAAUGGAAUCUGGAAGCGUCUACUUGUUAGUUGUUAUUUCAUGUCUUUUUCCCCUCUUUUCCAUACGUACCUCUCAGCGCGUUGUGUACUAAUACGCUUUACUCUCUCCCGUGUCAUAUUAACAGCCACCUACCAGCUUCCAAAUAUAGAACAUGUCUUUACAUGAAGAAAAAAAAAACCUCAUCACAACAUAACCAACCUUCUCUCACAGCUUUCUUCCAAAUAUUCUUCAAGCUGAUAACAUAUGAAGUAGGUAUAGCAAUCUUAGCUUGCAUUAAUGUGUGUGUGUUGGGGGGUUGGGAGUCUGCUUUUAGAGACUAUAUAGCUUCAUGAGGUCAUGACAUCAUCCUCGUUUAUUUCUCUCUGAAAAUCAGUAUUUUGAAUCUUCUUUUCUUGGUAUUACUUUGUGGUGUUACCUCACCAGUGAAGGAAAUGACUUUGGUCAAAAAUAUGUGUCUAAACUUUUAUAUACAGUAUUUUAUUUUGUAUGCAUCGGAUAGGGGGGUUGUGAUUUAUCAACCCAGCGAGAAAAAGAGAGAGCAUCUAUGUGUCUGUGGCCAAAACGACUGCUCAGGCCACAAAUAGCCAAAACUCUGUCUCAACUAGGCCAACCCAGGCUAGAUCCAGGCCAGACCCACAGCUAACUGCUCUGUUCCAUGCUGUGCUGUGCCGCGCCAUCCCUGGCCAAGACUGACUCGAGUGGCUCGGUGUCCAUUUUUACCUUGUGGAGUCUUCAGCGAGUGCCAAAAGACUGUGCAAAAAACUGAACUGAGCAGACAAACAAAUGCAGCAGCCAUUUGUGUUCAUCGUGUGUGUGUGUGUGUGUGUGUGUGUGUGUGUGUGUGUGUGUGUGUGUGUGUGCGCGCGCGCACAUUUGCGUGUGUGUGUGUGUGUGUGUGUGUGUGCGUGCUACCUGUUUAUGUACAUGCACAUGUAAGUACGUGUCCAUCUGUGAACAUGCAUGUGUGUGUACAUGUGUGUUUGCAACCUGUAACACCUGUUUGUUUUCAUACCAUAUAUACAUGUGUUAGGACCACUGGACUGCAGACUUUAGGGUUUGACUGAAUGUUUAUGCUAAAUAUCGCAUAUUAUCAGCAUAUUUCCUCAGUGCUUUGUGAA
Messenger RNA from Sander lucioperca (pikeperch), 7482 nucleotides. RefSeq names its product kirre like nephrin family adhesion molecule 1b (gene kirrel1b). Gene Ontology annotation, cellular component: cell-cell junction. Gene Ontology annotation, biological process: cell-cell adhesion. Lineage: Eukaryota; Metazoa; Chordata; Actinopteri; Perciformes; Percidae. The record is from RefSeq and is a predicted model, not a curated record. The transcript has 15 exons. Gene Ontology annotation, molecular function: cell adhesion molecule binding. The coding region runs from base 374 to 2845 and encodes 823 amino acids.